This is a messenger RNA of Sphaeroforma arctica JP610, 212 nucleotides long. RefSeq lists its product as hypothetical. The transcript has a single exon. NCBI's taxonomy places the organism in Eukaryota, Ichthyosporea, Ichthyophonida. The record is from RefSeq and is a predicted model, not a curated record. The annotation marks the transcript as partial.
GUGAGAGUUUCCGCACGCAUCCGCAGUAUAUCGCCGUUGUCAAGCAACAGCUGUGCGCGUCCAUCCUUAGCAAUGGCGUUUCAUCCAAUCCCAAAGUGUUUGAGUUGUCCUUGGCUAUUUUCUUGAGUCUGUUGGCGUCCUUCAAGACCCACCUCAAGAACGAGAUGGACGUCUUCUUCAAGGUGUGUUACUUGUUCCGAGGGCGUGUUUAG